This is a messenger RNA of Trichoderma gamsii, 4008 nucleotides long. Its product is annotated as pfs domain-containing protein. Lineage: Eukaryota; Fungi; Ascomycota; Sordariomycetes; Hypocreales; Hypocreaceae. The transcript has 3 exons. Gene Ontology annotation, biological process: nucleoside metabolic process. The coding region runs from base 1 to 4008 and encodes 1335 amino acids. Gene Ontology annotation, molecular function: protein binding; catalytic activity. The record is from RefSeq and is a predicted model, not a curated record.
AUGUCAGACCCCAAAACCUACACGGUGGGUUGGAUAUGCGCCAUCACCGUCGAAUAUGUUGCUGCUCAGCUAUUCCUUGAUGAAGAACAUGAAGGACCGCAACAUCUUCCUCAAAACGAUUACAAUAAUUAUAAAUUGGGUAAAAUGGGAAGCCACAACGUCGUCAUUGCCGUGUUACCUGAUGGGGAAUAUGGGACCUCUUCUGCAGCGCGCGUGGCUGCGGAUAUGCACCAUAGCUUCCCAAAUGUUAAAAUUGGGUUAGUAGUUGGUAUUGGCGGCGGUGCUCCUAACAAAGACAAUAAAAUUCAUUUGGGAGACGUUGUGGUUAGCUCCCCUCGCAAUGGUUUGGGCGGCAUACUCUCUUAUGACUCGGGCAAGGCGAUACAAGACCAACCAUUUCAGAUGUCAAAGUUCUUGAAUCAGCCACCCACCUACCUUCGUACAGCAGUACAGGGCCUAAGGACACAGUAUGAGAUAAGGGGGAAUCAGCUUGAGACAGCCAUCGUUUCUGUUCUGAACAAAAGGCCAAGGUUACGGAAAUACCGACGACCUGACCCAAGCACCGAUAGAUUAUACCGAAGUGACGUUCUUCAUCCCAUAGGCAACACAUCAAAAUGCGCCGAUGUAUGUGGGAAUGAUCCAUUAAAUCUAGUAUCUCGACCUGAACGAACCGAAGAUGAGGAUAAUCCAAUGGUUCACUAUGGUAUAAUUGCUUCUGCAAACACACUCAUCAAGGACGCUACGGUACGAGAUGAGCUUGCUAAAGAAAAGGGCGUUUUGUGUUUUGAGAUGGAGUCGGCUGGAUUGAUAAACCAUUUCCCUUGCUUGGUUAUUCGUGGCAUAUGUGACUACGCGGACACUCAUAAGAAUGAUGAUUGGCAUGGUUAUGCGGCUAUGACAGCUGCGGCAUAUGCGAAAGAUCUUCUCCGCCAGAUAUCCCCGAACAAAGUUGAAGCUGAGCGUAGAAAUGACGGUCAACUUGACAAGAUUGACGAGAAGUUGGAUGCCCUGAGUCAACGCACCAUACUUGAUAAAUUGCCUGUUGCCAGAGAAGCAGCCUUCAACUCAACCCCUGAGGCACAGGAACCAACCUGCCUUGCCGGCACUAGAGUCGACAUUCUCCAUCGGAUAUCUGAAUGGGCCAACGACUUCAACACCAAACCCAUUUUUUGGCUCAGCGGCAUGGCUGGGACCGGAAAAUCCACAAUUUCUCGCACUAUUGCUCAGUCCUUUGCUGGCCAUCUUGGUGCCAGCUUCUUCUUCAAAAGGGGAGAUGCGGACCGAGGGACUGCAUCUAAGCUUUUCACGACCAUCGCUGCCGACCUGCUCAUACGAGAGCCUGCUAUCGCUCCGUACGUUAAGCAAGCUAUCGACAAUGAUCCUGCUGUUCCGUGGAGAGGGCUGCAAGAGCAGUUUGAUCAGCUCAUAUCGCAACCUUUGCUCAAAUUUGCCGCGGACGGAGGGAAAUUUGAUUCCGUAAUCAUCAUCAUAGACGCCCUUGAUGAAUGUGAGCGGGAAUCUCAGAUAAAAUCUGUUAUCGAUCUUCUUUCUCAUCUCAAAAUUCGACAAGGUCUAUGUUUACGAACCUUUGUUACUAGCCGACCUGAGUUACCAGUCCGGCUGGGCUUUCAUGCUAUUGAGCAUAAAAAUCUAAUCCUUCAUGAAAUACCUCAAAUCAUUAUCAAACAAGAUAUAUCGCUUUUUCUAGAGUACAAGAUGGCGGAAAUCCGCGACAAGUUCAAUGCUUCCGUCUCAAAAGACCGGCAACUACCUUUAAGCUGGCCUGGUGAGUCUAGCUUUCAGUCUCUGGUAAAGAUGGCUGUUCCCUUGUUUAUCUUUGCUGCAACUCCAAUUUCCAAUCUAGAGUUGGUAUACUUUCUCGAUGACGCUAUUCGCUUCAUCCGUCGAAAUAUUACUGCCAUUGAGGAAACUCCUUUACAAUUAUACUCGUCCCUACUGGUUUUCGCACCACGAGACAGUGUAAUAAAGAACACCUUUAAAGACCACAUAAAUUGGAUAGCCCGUGAACCGGAAACAGAAAUGGAAACCUGGAACCAGCAUCUACAGACUCUUGAAGGUCAUGGCGAUGGAAUCAAAGCCGUUGUUUUUUCGCAUAACUCGUCGUUGCUAGCAUCAGCCUCUCGGGAUGGGACCGUGCGUAUUUGGAAUCCCAAUACAGGGGAGUGUCUCCAAGAGCUUCAAGUUGACGGCACCGCAGUUCAAUCAGUCAUCUUCCUAGAAGGAUCUACGCGCGUGGCAUCAGUAUCCAAGAAUAUGACAAUCUGUAUCCACGAAGUGGAGACAGGCAGGUGCAUACAACAACUGAAGGGAUAUCAUCAAACCCAUGAAGCGGCAAUUGCGGUAUACAACUCAAUAUUGCUAGCAUCAGCUGCAAGUAGUGAUAUGGUGCGAAUCUGGGAUAUCAAUGCUAGAAAAUGUCUGCAAGUGCUACGCAGCCAUAGUGAGGAUGUGUUUUCACUAGCUAUCUCAACUGACUUAAAACUUUUGGCUUCGAUAUCAAACGACAAAACAGCAUUUAUUUGGGACGUUGAUUCAAAAAAACCCAUGAAGCGAUUUCAAGCCAAUGGUGCGAUUGCCCUUUCUCGCGAUUCAAAGUACAUUGUUGCCGGGGGCAUCGAUAACUCGGUAGGAGUUUGGCCUGUUACCCAUGGAAAUAUACUGCACAAGUUUGAGGGUCAUACUGGCCAGAUCACAGCGCUUACCUUUUCAGACGACUCAAAAUUGGUAGCGUCAGCUUCUGUUGAUCGAACAGUAAAGAUAUGGCAUGUUGAGCAAGGAGUAUGUAUCCAAGAGAUGCAGAACUAUAGCAGAUGGAUUUCCUCAAUCACAUUUUCACAUGAUUCGGCGAUUGUAGCACUAGCAUCGGAUGACAGCACUAUAAGGAUCUGGAAUAUUGAAGGAAACCAAGAGAUUGAAGAUUCUCCUGAUCAAUGGGGCCCGGUUAUGUCGAUUGUUCCAUCGCCAGAUUCGACGCUGGUCGCAUCGCUACAUUAUGCUGAACGAGCGGUGCGGAUGUGGCAUGUCGACAAUGGAGAAUGCAUGGGUGAAAUUGUCAGUGAUGACUGGGUGGAUUCAGCUAACUUUUCGCUCGAUUCAGCAUUUUUAGCAACGCGUGCAGUAGACCAGACGGCACAUAUCUGGCGUACCGAUUCCGGUGAAUGCGUAUACGAGAUCCUGAGUUGUAGUGCUUGGUUAGAAUCAGUAACCUUUUCGCACGACUCAGCGUUAGUGGCAUCAGCUUCUAUUGACGGUUGUGUGGUGCAGAUAUUGGAUGUCAAGGAGCAUAAGCAGAUACAAACUCUUCACGGCCACACGGGGAUGAUUCGCUCAAUUACCUUUUCCCAUGACUCAGCUCUGAUGCUUACUGCCUCGGAGGAUAAGACAGCACGACUCUGGCAUAUCGAAUCCGGGUUAUGUUUACAGGAGCUUCAAGGUCAUGCCUGUGAGAUUACAUUCGCUGUCUUCUCUUACGAUUCAGCCCUUGCUACAUCGACCUCGUCUGAUAAACUGCGAAUCUGGGAUGUUCAAUCGGGCUCAUGUCUUCAAGAAUUUCCUGGGCACGCCAGUGAUCCUAAAAUAGCUGCAUUUUCGCAUGAUUCAGCCCUUUUAGCAGUAUCCUAUCAGGAUAAUAUGGUACGGUUAUGGCAAGUCCAUACAGGCAACUGCCUGUUAGAGAUCGAUCUCGGAGCAACGACAACUCGCUUGAGUUUUUCAACAUCUCUUUCAAUUUUGGCUACCGAUGUUGGAGCUAUCAAUCUACAGUAUCUGAGUCGACAACCCUCUCACAAAGAUGAACAUCAUGCACCUUUUUGUGGAUAUGGUAUUAGCAAAGAUCGUGCUUGGAUUACAUGGAACGGCAAGAACACCUUGUGGCUACCUCCAGAGUAUCGGCCAUCAUGCUCUACUGUGCUUGGGUCUACAGUGAUGUUCGGUACUUACUCUGGCAGUGUUAUAUCAUUUAGAUUUCCAGGUGACCCAGAGUUAUAG